Messenger RNA from Thunnus maccoyii (southern bluefin tuna), 1560 nucleotides. Its product is annotated as zinc finger protein 771-like. The coding region runs from base 64 to 1449 and encodes 461 amino acids. NCBI's taxonomy places the organism in Eukaryota, Metazoa, Chordata, Actinopteri, Scombriformes, Scombridae. The transcript has 2 exons. Gene Ontology annotation, cellular component: nucleus. The record is from RefSeq and is a predicted model, not a curated record.
GAAGCUAGUGGUAGUUGUUUUAGCUGCGGAAAUAGGUGGUACGAAAGUCACACAGUUUAAAACAUGUCUAAAGUAGAAAUACUGAGAGUUUUGGUGAACCAGCGUUUAACGGCUGCUGUAGGAGAGGUAUUUGAACUGUUUGAAAGAACCAUAGCAGACUAUGAAGAGGAACUUUCUUGUUCAAAGCGGGAGAAUGAGCGACAACGCAAACUACUGGAUGCUGUUUUGAAGCCUGAAGUUCGGUUACACAGAACAGAUGUUCAGCAGGACCCAGAACACCCACACAUUAAAGAGGAACAGGAGGAACUUUGGAAGAGUCAAGAUGGAUCUGUCCCUGUGAAGAGUGAAGAUGAUGAAAAGAAAGCUCAGUCCUCACAGCUUUGUCAAACACAAGCAGAAGAGAACAGAGAGGCAGAACCUCCAGCCAGCAGCUCAGCUCAACAGAUGGAAAGAGACACUGAUGGAGGGGACUAUGGAGGAUCAGGACCAGCCAGGAACUUAGAUCCAGAUAUAUAUUUACAACCAGAUAGUGAUGAUGAGACAGUGAACUCAAAACAGACCCAGACAGGUGUGUCUGUCAGUCAAGCAGCUAGUGAUGACAGGAUGUCAGACUCUUCUGAGCCAGAGACUGAAAACAGUGAUGAUGACUGGAAAGAGACAAGGGGAUGUCAGUCAAAUUUAAUAACACUGAAAAACAGAAGUGUUCCUGUAGGUGAUCAAGAAUGUAACACUGGCAAGAGGUUUCUGAGCUGCUCCAAGUGUGGUAAAACAUUUGACCCCAAGGACUGUUUGCAGAGCCACAUGAAAGGUCCUUCAGGAAAAAAAACAUAUGUUUGCUCAGUUUGUGUUAAAAGAUCCACACAGAGUGUGCAUUUAGUCACACAUAAUAGAACUUGUUCAGGAGAAAAAGCUUUUGGCUGUUCAGUCUGUAAGAAAAGAUUUAGCUAUAAAGGAGAUGCUGUGAGACAUAUGAGAACUCACACAGGGGAGAAACCCUUCAGCUGCUCAGUUUGUGGUAAAAGAUUCUCUCAGAGUACAGGUUUGGGUUCACACAUGAGAACACACACAGGAGAGAAACCUUAUGGCUGCUCAGUCUGUCAUCAGCGGUUCAUCCGGAGUGGAAUUUUAGCCAGGCAUAUGAGAGUUCAUACAGGAGAAAAGCCUUAUAGCUGUUCACUGUGUAACACAACUUUUAGUCUGAGUCAGUCGCUGUUAAAACACAUGAGGAUCCAUACAGGAGAGAAACCCUUCAGAUGCUCAAUAUGUGAUAAAAAAUUUACACAAAAGGGACAUCUGACACAACACAUGACACUCCACACAGGAGAGAGGUCGUUCAGUUGCAGUGUUUGUGGCAAAAAAUUCACUAGACAGUCUCGUGUGAAAAAACAUAAGUGUGUUAGCGAGGACAGCAACAGUAAGCACCAUCAAAAAGCACCCAAGAAUGGAUGAGAAGAAAACUGACCAUUCUGAAGUAGCCUGCUAUGAAUCCUGAUCUGAAUCCCAUUGAACAUCUGUGGAAAGAGCUGAAACUUGCAGUUGGGAGACAGCACCCAUCAAACC